Molecule: messenger RNA, 5099 nt
Organism: Sphaerodactylus townsendi
Lineage: Eukaryota; Metazoa; Chordata; Lepidosauria; Squamata; Sphaerodactylidae
Gene: PPP1R15B
Product: protein phosphatase 1 regulatory subunit 15B
Exons: 2
Coding region: 299-1789 (496 amino acids)
Biological process (GO): response to endoplasmic reticulum stress
Cellular component (GO): endoplasmic reticulum; protein phosphatase type 1 complex
Molecular function (GO): protein phosphatase regulator activity
Source: RefSeq, a predicted model, not a curated record
GGCCGGGUCCUCCUUUCCCUAUUUGGAAGAAGGCAAAGCGCAGCCUUCCUUCCCUGUCAACGAAACCGCGCGCGCUCACGAGCUGUGCACGGGGUCUCCCGCCCCGCGGCUCAACCGUCGAGCAGUGGGCCCGCCACCAUUUUGUUCCUUCCUUAUUGACUCAGCUGCCUGUGGGAGGUGAGGCGACCGCUUCGCCGGACUAUGGCGUCGCCUAACCUGGGAGGAGCUCACCGCAGCCUGAGGAAGCCCAGAAACCUCACAGGCGAGAAGAAUCGGCGGAGGUGAGAUCCAGCCCGCCAUGGAGCCGAGCGGGCAGCGGGGGCCGGCGAGCUCUCGCCUCGGCUCUCGCCCGCCCUCUUUGCCGCAGCCCCCGCCUGACGCCCCGUUUUCGUGGGCGCGGCUCUUCUCUCAGCUGGUGCAGCGGUUCCUGCCGGGGCCGUCCAGCCCUGACUUUCUGCUGAAGGCCGAGGCCCACGCGGUCGACCCGCAGCCUGCCUUGCCCGCGUGGGGAGCUGCCGGGCUGGCGCCGCUUGUUCUCCAGCCCCGCUUCGGCUUGCUCUCCUCCUCCUCCUUCGUUUUCGGUGGCGUCGACGGGACCCAGUUGCCUGGGCUGUCCUUGAAUGCCUCUUGGCAGGAGCUGUCCGACCACCAGCAUGUUCGCUCUAAGCUGCACGACAUUUUGCGGCAGGUGCACCUGCAGGGCAGCCAGGCCGGCCUGGAUCUUCCCGACCCGGAUUAUGGGUAUCAUAGCUUGGAGGAAGAGCAGCAAAGGGAGACCCGGCUGCAGAAAGAACACGAGGGGGUGUCGGUGGGCUGUUGCCAGCCGGAUCCGGGAAACACGCGUGGGUCUCCCGCUGCAGGGGGUCCCUGCGAGGAGGCGGGAGUCGAGGCCAGAUCCAGCUUUGGGGAGGACUCUGAUUUCGAGCCAGACUUGCUGCCAGUGGAGGACAGGCCGGCAUGCGCUAACAAGCUGAUCGACUACAUCCUGGGGGGCGCCUGCAGCGGGGAGGAAAGCGAGGGGGAGGACGAUUGGGAUGGGGACAAGGAGGACGAUGAUGGGUUUGACAGUGAAGGUUCCCUUUCGGAAUCUGAUACGGCCAGCCAGGAGGAGGAGAGUGUGCUUUUGUGGGACUCCUUUGGUAGUUUAGAUCCCUACAAUCCUCAGAACUUCACAGCUGUUAUUCAAACUGCUGGGUAUGAAGCCAAAAAAGAACCUCCUGCUGAGCCAAAUAAGACAGAAGAUGUGGAGGAUUCUUCCUCUUGGACGGAAAGUUCAGGGGAAGAAGAUGACUGGGAGUCUGGCUGCCUAGAUGAACCUGAAAACCUGAAGUUGUGGAACUCUUUCUGUAAUUUAGAGGACCCUUAUAAUCCUUUCAACUUCAAGGCACAAUUUCAGACUGCAGAGAAGAAAAGCAAGCACGUUUUAAAAGAACCGACAGGAAUGUGCCUUGACCUCUCUCACCAUAGUGUCUACCUUAGUCAUCAAGUGCAUGUGCUUGAUAACCAUGAGCCUGAGAUUAAGGAAAUUGUGAAGCAUGGCAUCCUUUCUAGAGAAAAGUGCAAGAAGAAGAAAAAGGUGACUUUCUUAGAAGAAGUUACUGAGUAUUAUGUGAGCAAUGAAGAAGAUCGCAAAGGACCCUGGGAAGAAAUUGCACGUGAUGGUUGCAGAUUCCAUAAACGAAUUCAAGAAACUGAAGAUGCUAUUGGGUAUUGCUUGACAUUAGAGCACAGACAGCGAAUAAUGCAAACGCUCCAGGAAAUGUGUUACAGAAAGCUUGAUGUUUUUUAGCACCUUAAUAAACUCUAAAAAAAACCUAACACAUUUAAUGAUACUCAUGAACAUCUUGCAGAAGAUCACUUUUUCUAAUAAAAUGGCAGCUGCCUACAAAGAUCUAAAACUGGGGAACAGGAAUUAUUAGUACUUCAUUCUAGUACUCUGCCAACAAAUGUGUGUUUAACUGGGUGUGAUAUUGAAAUAAACUAUGUUGGGUAAUAUCAAGUGCAUCACUAUUCCUUUGUAAAACAGAGUGUCUGUUUUUGGCUGGAACCAGUCCAGAGAUGCCCCCUUUGCCAUAUAUAAGUAGAGUUUUGCACUUUUUAAAAGGGAAAAUAUUUUGAAAGUGUAUUUAUUGGGUUUGAAGCCCAGCUAUGAAGUUUUGAUUUAAAGUUUGUAAAUAAUGGUAUUUUCUAAUUUUCUUUGAACUCACACACAAUAGAAAAUUGAAAUUUUAUUAUUAUUCCUGUGUCUGAAAUAAAUUUAAUUUUCCAAUCUUGAAUCUAAUGUUUUCUAACGCUUUACAUAGGUAUGUCAAAAAGGCUAAAAUUUAUGUAAUUUGUUACAUAUUUGAUUGUAUAGGUAUUGUUUCAAACUACAUGUAAAACUUUCAUAUUGUCCUUUUAUUGCCCAUAGAUACUCUGUAGUCAGUUUGUAAAUUGCAGCAUGUUGGUCUGCUAUGAAAGCAGUCUGAGUUAGGCUGCCGUGACAGUAAAUAACAGUAUAGUAUGAAGCCAAAAAACCCCUUCAUAGUCAGCAAAUAUCUGGCAGGAUAUUGCACAGUGUUCCACUCUUAAGCAUGGCUUACUGAAAGUCUGCAGCAGUUCUACAUGUUGUUUUAUUAUUACUCAUAUACUUGAAAAUACCUAGGCACUAUAGGAAGCAUAAACAACUGAAAUCAAUCUGCUUUAGUACUCAGUUGUGCCCAACUUCAUGGAAAAUACAAGUGUUAGCUGCUCAAGAUUUGUAACAACAGCUGUUUACCCAAAAUCAGUGUUAAAUUAUAUAGUAAUAUUAUUUUCAAAUAUAAUAUGGACAUUUAUCCUCAGUGCAUUAAUUUGGUAUCUUUCAAACUAUACUGUUAGAGAACUAAACGUUGGAAACAGGUUUGGAUUAGUAGCAGUAUUUGGAUUAUCCCAUUAUUUAAAAGGCACAAGUAAGCAUUUCUAAAGAGCAUAACAUAUAACUUUUGGUUCAGUAUCAUCUGUAGCUCUGUUCUUCAGCACUGAGCAGGGCUUGUACCUGUUACUUCAGUAUUUUGUAACUCAAAAGAUAAACAGGCACUAGACAGAGCUCAACUCUUUAGUUACUCUUAACAGAAACAUCACAUUGGAACCUAAAUUGGAACCUUCUUAUUUUUAUGUAUUCCCUGUCUCUUGUUUCCCUACAUUGUAAUAGGAAUCAUGCAUUUUUUGCUUUUGCUCGUAGAAAUAGCUCAUUCAGCUUUUUUUCAACUCCAUAGUGCCAGUAGAGAUAUUGCUGUUCAGUUUUGACUGUUGCAAUACAUUGUUUUCAAAAACAAUGCAAACAGAUCAAACAUGGGUUUUUGAUUACAGGGAAGAAACAAAUGGCUUGGAUGCACUGGAGAGGAUAAAGGGGGUAUUUUUAGUUGCAGCAGGAAGAGGGAAGGUGAAAAAAUCCAAGCACUAUAAACAGUAAUUCUUUGGUCUGCCCAAAUAGUCCAGGGGAUCCAUCCCAGUGUGUGCCUGCUUUGAUGGGGAUGUAGCUUCCUUUUGACAGAAUCUUUGAUUUUAGAUCAUGGUUUUUCUGAAAGGGUAUUCUUGCUGGAGUGCACUGCUGUAGAACUUCACUGAGCCAUAUUGAGAGUUGGACUUAGGCCCACUUACUUGAGAAUGAGUCUCACAGCUCCAUGUAAAUGUGCAUAGGAUACAAAAAUGGUUAUACUGAAAAUGCAGACUCUUGCCACUGUAAGUAUUGUCUCUUCCUUGUCAGCUACAGAGUAAUAAAAAACAGGUCUGGCCUCCAAUUUGAAGCCUUAAAACCCAAGGUAUGUAAUUUUGAAAUAUAAUUGUUUCAUCCUCAGAUAGUUUUUCCUGUGUAAAUAGUUAAUGGUGCUAAAUGUGGCAAUGAAGGAUGUGUUUCAGGAUCAUUUGAGUAGAGAGAUGUGAAAAUCCAGUACUUACAGACUUUAAAUCAAAACUGCUAUUGAGAGUUUUAUUUUUAUAUCGUUUUAGGAAAUCAAAAGUAGAACCUAUCAAUCUUAUAAAUUCACUUUAUACAGAUUUAAAUAAAUUGGCUUGCAUUUUAUUGAGUUUUUAUAUUUAAAGCCAUUUCUGUAAAUACUUAUUUAAAAUUAAUCUGUUAAAUAUAAUAAAGAGACUUUGAAAGUUAUGUUCCUAUUAUCUGUAAACUUAUGUGUAGUUAAUGUAAUGGUGCUGUGUUGAAUGUUGUUGCUAAGCUCAUGCAGUGUUAAAUAUUUCAUUAGCUGAAGAGUUAAACAGGUUUAGACUAGAUGAGCCCACAGCAAAGCAAUGCUAGAUGGGGAAAAUGGCACUGAAACAUCUGUUUCUAUAUGAGUAUCCAGACCUUCCUUGUACAAUCACCCACCCUGCCCACCUAAAACAUUUUGAAGUACUGUAAGCAGAACAAAAAUCUGAGAAGAUAAAUUGUCCCAAAAAACCAAAUGAGGCAGGUUUCAUUUGACUUGGGUUCUGCAUAUUUUUCCAUCUUAUAAUCAAUUCAAAUUAAACAGCUGUGCAAAUAUAAGACACCUUUAUACAUAUCUUUGCAGCCUGUAUAUGAUUUAACGUUCUGUUGUAAUCCUUAGCUCUACUGUCAUUUGUAUGGUGGCUUGAAACCAUUAUCACUUCUGAAGAGACUUGCUGCACAAACCUGACCUAUUUUGCUGACUUCUGAUGUCCUUGCUUCCUGGAGAAACCAUGUUUUAUAUAAUGGGAACAUAUGUGUGAGGAUUACAAAUGGUAUGGAAUCCUGGAAAAAUUUGGUUAGUGUUCUCCGUACCUGCUGACAAAGAGCUUCUAAAGUAUCAAUCUGAUCUUAAUAGCUGUAGGGGUUUGGGGCAGGCAGGGACUGGAUAAUUGGAGAAAUGGAGUUCUUGCAGCCCAAUCCAGAGCAACCAGGGACAGCUCCGCUGCGCCACUUUCAGAGGGGGCAAAUGCCUCAGUGCAUCCCUAUGUCAGCUCCAUUGGCCCAUUCAACUUCCCCCAAAGAUUUGGCCUGUAAAGCAUUCUGAUUCAGAAUUUCAUAAAGAAGUUUGUCAUCUACAGAAAUGCUAUGUGAUUAACUUGCCUUUUUACCCUGUUUCUUAGUGCCUCCAUCUGGUCCUAGAUGAAAGAGCUACAUU